AUGCCUGGGCCAAAGGAGCCAAAAACUGACGAAAUCAAUAACUACUUAAGACCAUUGGUGGAUGAAUUAUUGCAGCUGUAUUUUGGAAUACAUGUACCCACUUACAAACACCCAGCAGGCACCUGGAUUUGUACAGCAUUAUUAAUGAUAGCAUGUGACAUUCCUGCAGCAAGAAAGACCAGUGGAUUCACUGCACACAAUAGCACGCAUGCAUGUUACAAAUGUAACAAACAAUUCCCUUGCCUGAAAGGCAGUUCUGCUUCGCAGUUGUAUCGUCUUGGAUACUUUAAUCUAGUACGUGGAACAAUCAUUGAUCCCAUGCAUAAUCUUUUCCUGGGAACGGCAAAAAGAAUGGUUGAAAAAUGGAUUAAAGAAAAUAACAUAUCACCAGCAGCUUUGGCCACAAUGCAAAAAACGUCAGAAUCAAUGGUGCUGUCAGCCAAUUACACAAUUUUGAGAUCCAAAAUUGGGAAGGCUCUCUUGAAGAAUAUUCUGCCGCAACACAAGUUGAAGAACUGGAUAGAUUUUGUAAAUGCAUGCCAUCUUCUUGUAAAGCCAUCAAUUACCAUGUCUGAAAUCAACAAAGCUCACGACUAUCUGCAGAGUUUCUGUCAGCAAUGCCUAGUGAUAUAUAAACCUGGUUUUCUCACCUGCAACAUGCACCUGCACCUUCAUCUUCAUGAGACUAUCAACGAUUUUCGACCAGUGUAUGACGGAUUUGAGGCUACAUAUAUGAAAACAUUCAUUAAUGAUGCAUAUAAGGGUGGUUACAUGCGAAAGGUCUUGACAUGCCCUAGCCUAGUCCCCUUUAUUCCACUCCUUCAAAAACUUACUUCUUCUGCCACAACUACUGCCAACUAUGAUUCCUAUGUCUCCUAUGCCCCCCUUUCACGCCAAAAUUUCCAAUUGCAACAAUUUGUUAACAUAUUCUUAUGCCUAUCACCUUUAACGAAAGGCAACGAACCACUUCCUCCAUCAUCCUUCCCAUUAUGUUCCUUAAACGCAUCAACAAUGAGUGAUAUUGAUUAUCCUCAAUUACUUCAUUUUUAUCAGCUUGUAUAUGCCAAUCCUGAUAUUGUUAGUUACCACAAUGCUUCCUUAUGCCCUUAUUUUGUUGAUAAUCAAAUCACAAAAUUAAAAUCAAUCAAUCUCCUUGGCCAAAUAUAUAAAGGCAAAAACAGUUCUGGAAAUUGUGGGUCUUUUGUACAAGCAAUGUUUCUUGGCAGCAACAACAUAACUAAAACCGCAUUGACGGGACAAAUUCAGUACUUGUUCAUUCAUUCAUUUACACCCCCACCACAUCCGAACUCUCCUGUAUCCCAAGUCCAUCAAAAAAAACACAUCUUUGCAUAUAUUCGAUGGUUAUCAAUUACAGCUGAUAAAAGGCGCAAAACUGAAAGCAUUGAUGUCUACUUGCCAAACUUCAUGCCAGACAAUUACCAUAGCAUUCUGCCAGUACAUCGCAUUGACAUGGAAGUUGCAACUGCUACUAGAAAAGCAAGAAAUAAUAUCAAAAAAACCACUCAAAAACAAAAAGGAAAUUCCAAAGAUGAGUAA
Molecule: messenger RNA, 1557 nt
Organism: Phycomyces blakesleeanus NRRL 1555(-)
Lineage: Eukaryota; Fungi; Mucoromycota; Mucoromycetes; Mucorales; Phycomycetaceae
Exons: 5
Coding region: 1-1557 (518 amino acids)
Source: RefSeq, a predicted model, not a curated record